AUGGCACCAGCACAACGCUACGUAGACACGCUACCCGAGCCGCCGCACCCGCCCCUCCCCAUGAAGGUCAUCGUCCUCAGCUACAGCCGGAGCGGCACGCUGGGCCUGUACCGCGCGCUCAACAUGCUAGGGUACCGAUGCUACCACACGGUAGAGAUGAUGCGAGAGGGCGUAUCGCACCUGCGGCUAUUCAACGAGGCGCACCGGGCCCACCUGCCGUUUCCCACCUCCACCUCCCCCUCCUCCCCAUCACCAUCUCCCAAACCCUACACCCGCGCCGACUUCGACCGCUGGCUCCACGCCUACGAUGCCCUGUCCGACAUCCCGUGCCACCUCUUCCCCGAGAUAAUCGCCGCCUACCCUUCCGCCAAGUUCAUCCUGGUGAAGCGGGACCCGGACCGCUGGAUGGCGUCUGUGCGCGCCACCGUCGGCGCGCUGAUGGACGACAUGUCGCGGUUCCCGCUGCGCUACUGCCGGUUGUUCGACGCCUUUCUCGACGAUUUCUUCCGCUUCAACGAGCAGAUCGUCGCGCAGGCGUCGCGGGGCGGGAACAUCGCAUCGGUCAAGAAGCUAGUGCCCCCGGAGCAGCUGUGCGUGGUGCGGCUCGAGGACGGGCUGGGAUGGGAGCAGAUCUGCCCCUUCCUGGAGUUGCCCAUACCGGAGACCAAGUAUCCACGGGGCAACGAGCCGCUUGAGUUCAAGGGUGUCGUGUAUGGUUUGAUGGCGCCCCAUAUACGCAAGGCGAUGUUUACGAUGGGGGCGGCGCUCGUGGGAGCACUAUCGGUAGGCGCGUGA
This is a messenger RNA of Anthostomella pinea, 795 nucleotides long. The record is from the annotation of a GenBank genome assembly. Lineage: Eukaryota; Fungi; Ascomycota; Sordariomycetes; Xylariales; Xylariaceae.